UUUGUUUUUAAUGUAUUUCCUGCCUCUCCUCCAGGCUUCUGGGCCGACCGGACUCCGGUUCACGAAGCCGCCAGGCGCGGAGAGAUCCUGCAGCUGCAGCAGCUCAUCGAGAGCGGCGCCUGCGUCAACGCCGUCACCUACGACUCCAUCACCCCGCUGCACGAGGCGAGUCUGCGCGGGCAGACGCAGUGCGUCAAGCUCCUGCUGGCCGCCGGCGCCCAGGUGGACGCGAGGAACAUCGACGGGAGCACCCCGCUGUGUGACGCCUGCGCCUCGGGCAGCGUGGAGUGCGUGAAGGUGCUGCUGUCGCACGGCGCCAAGGUGAACCCGCCGCUCUACACCGCGUCCCCGCUGCACGAGGCCUGCAUGAACGGCAGCCCGGAGUGCGUGCAGCUCCUCAUCGACGUCGGAGCCAACUUGGAGGCCCACGACUGCCAUUUCGGGACACCGCUGCACGUGGCCUGUGCCAGGGAGCAUCUGGACUGCGUGAAGCUGCUGCUCAAGGCAGGGGCCAACGUGAAUGCCGCUAAACUUCACGAGACAGCCCUGCACCACGCAGCCAAGGUGAGGAACGCCGACCUCGUGGAGAUGCUGGUCGAAUUCGGAGGCAAUGUUUACGCCCGGGACAACCGCGGGAAGAAACCAUCAGACUACACCUGGAGCAGCAGCCCCGCGGCCAAGUGCUUUGAGUACUAUGAGAAAACGCCGCUGAGUUUGUCGCAGCUCUGCAGAGUGACCGUGAGGAAGGCGGCCGGGCGGCGAGCGCUGGAGAAGAUCGCCAAGCUCAACAUCCCGCAGCGCCUCAUCCAGUACCUGUCCUACAACUGACGGGGCUCCAGGUGACCAGGAGGGGCAGCGCCUUUAGAUCCCCGCAGCACGAAGCCUCUGUCUCUCUCUCGUCUACCUCCCCUCAAGAAGCAACCUUUAAUUUAAGCAAACUGUGUAAAUAGUGUUCGUGGGGCAGCGCUUCACAGCCCUCUCCUCCAUCGGUGACUGCUUUAGCAACGAGAGGCUCGGGCAAGUUGUAGCCCUGGCUUGGAGUUGAGUCUCUGCCCUGUUGGCCUGCUGGGCUGUCACCCCAUUACAGGCUCGCUCUUUGAGGGGGGUUAAUUUUGCCUAAUUUUAGAUAUCUCUGGCCUAAAGACGUCUCCCUUUGCAGUCACAGGAAGGAAAUAGGUGCUUCUGGAGCAGGAUUUCUCCAUCCUUGGAGAAAUCCAUCCAUGGAUUCCUUCGUGUUGUAGAUGUCCGUGUUAGGAUGUGUCCUGGGAGCGCCUCUCUGCCUCUUCCCUGCCUGCAAAGGGAUUUAGAGACAGUGUCCUCAGAUGGUGACAUCUGGGAAGUGUUCAAAGAGUAUUUCUGCACUUGUUCAGAGCCACCACCGUGGGGGCCACUUGGUUUUAUGUGCAGUAAGUGGCAGGAUCGCUGUCCUGCACUGCCGGAACUGCAGCAUCCCGUCUGCAAAGCCACAUCGCUGUGACAAAGCCCUGUCCCUGUGUGUAGAACCGCAGCAGAUCCCUUUGGGAUUUGCCCACACGUGAAGGAUAACGGCCGGGUUGUGCUUUGGGUUUUGACGUUUCUCCCUCUGGGAUCCCCCCAGGAUCUAUUGCAGUUUUGUGCUUUGGUGGUUUAAAUGUUGGGGGUGACAUUAAUAUCAUCAGAGCCAAAAUUCUAGUCUUCCUCCCACUGGGGAGGAAGUUGUAUUUUACCCCAAAACGGCAGCCUCCAGGUUGCUGAGUAUUAAAGGGGUGACAAGUCUGAGCACUGUGAUUUGAAUGCCAACAAAUGAUCUGAAAUCCAAAGUGUCUGAUCCAGUUUUUAAGACUGUGCUUUGUGGGGGAAGGAGGGAUUGUCUGUUCAUAAUUCCACCUGGAAUUUUGUAUUUCAGAUUCCAGGAAGGUGG
This is a messenger RNA of Nothoprocta perdicaria, 1900 nucleotides long. It is a transcript of the gene ASB13, whose product is annotated as ankyrin repeat and SOCS box containing 13. Gene Ontology annotation, biological process: positive regulation of protein catabolic process; intracellular signal transduction; protein ubiquitination. Lineage: Eukaryota; Metazoa; Chordata; Aves; Tinamiformes; Tinamidae. The record is from RefSeq and is a predicted model, not a curated record. The transcript has 5 exons. Gene Ontology annotation, molecular function: protein binding. The annotation marks the transcript as partial.